GUAGCUCUUCUGCGUCUGCACUCUCGCUUCCUACUCCGCUCAACGACACCGGUGCACUGACCUGCCACCUGUUGUUCUGACUGCUCUCUCUUGUUCUCUCACUAAGCCUGUCCACAGCCUCUCUCAAUAUAAAUCUCUGAUUGAGCGCUUGCUUCUAUUUCUGCCAGUAGUUAGCUUGUCAGUUUUACUUUUGUCUCUGUCUAAAAUCUCAUAUGCAAAGACCUAACAGCUGCCCCAAUGCCUAACUCACAAUUAGCACUUGGUAGAAUACAUUUAUCAUACUGUACCAUACAGUAUAUCAUAUUUGCCUUAUUUUAUAUAUUGUAUAGCCUUACAACUGUGUCCUGUUAAUGGAGAUGUGUGAUAUCUAAAAUAGACUAAAAAGACACCCAUGGUAGAGUGAUGCCAUCUGACACAUUGGGAUUCGAGUUUUCCUUUUCUUUUUUAUUGUGGUGGUUUAGUUGGGUAUUGCAUGCAUAGUUUUAGUUGCAGUAAUAGCACCUUUGCCACUAGCCAUUAGUUGAGUAAAGCCUCUGUUUUAUUGAUUUAUUGGUUUAUUUAUUUGUUUUCGAGGGGGUUUGAGGGACUGUCCUUAUUGAUCUUUUUUUGAGGGGAUUUGAGGGACUGUCCUUUAAAGCUCAACUCUGGUCAGGGAUGUGGGCAUGCUACCUGUUUUUUUGGGGUGUGUAUGGCCUUUGGUGUGUGAUAUGCUCUGUAUCCUCUGUAGCAGCAGUCGUCCAGGCUCUCCAUUAGUUCAGUCCAUUAACUCCUAUUAACUCCAUGUCUGUUCUUCCUCCUCCUCCUUCUAUGGUGACUCCUGUGUGCCUUAUUCCAGUCUCAUUGGACAACCAGCACAUGCUGCAUUACAUUCGAGACAAGACCGCCGUGCCGUACUUCUCGAACCUAGUGUGGUUCAUCGGGAGUCACGUCAUCGAGUUGGACAAGUGUGUACAGACCGAUGAAGAGCACAAAAACCGAGGGAAGCUGAGUGACCUGGUUGCCGAACAUCUGGACCACUUGCACUACCUGAACGACAUCCUCAUCAUCAGCUGCGAGUUCCUCAACGACGUGCUCACCGACCACCUGCUCAACCGCCUCUUCCUCCCCCUCUACGUCUACUCCCUAGUUGGCCAAGAACAGUCUGAAGAUCGGAAGAUAAGGCCCCAGGUGUCUCUCUACCUGCUAUCCCAGGUGUUCCUCAUCAUCCACUAUCAGCCUCUGGUGAACGCGCUGGCAGACGUCAUACUCAACGGUGACCUCACUGUGUUCUCCACUCAAGCCGAGCACAAUGCACACAAAAUCUUGGCUAACCCGGGCGUGCGGCGCUUCGCCAAGCCCCCCGAGAGCCUGGAGCGCUCGCUGGAGAUGAGCCGGCAGAAGGGGCGCAAGCGAACGCAAAAGAGGCCCAACUACAAGAACGUGGGUGAGGAGGAGGAAGAGGAGCGCGGCGGAGGGCCGGAGGAAGGCCCCGCGGAGGAAAAGGCUAAAGGUACAGAGGCUAGUUCAAAGGGCAGCAGGACGAGUGGGGACACGGAAGAGAUUGAGAUGGUGGUGAUGGAGAAGUGUAAGAUCUCUGACGUGUCCACGCUGACGGAACAGAACAUCACAGACGAGGAGAAGAGCGCUGCUCGCGCAGAGGGGCAGCAGAGCAGACCCUUCCUGGAUAUGGUGUACAACGCACUGGACUGCACUGAAGAUGACUACCAUGCCCUCUUUGUGCUCUGCCUAUUGUAUGCCAUGUCACACAGCAAAGGUAUCAAUCCUGCCCUGCUGGAGAAGAUCCAGCUCCCAGCGCCUGACCAAGACCGGACCUCCUACAGCCAGGUCCUAGUGGAGAGGCUCAUUCGGGUCAUGAAUCAGGCAGCUCAACCAGAUGGAAAGAUCCGGUUGGCCACUCUGGAGCUAGGCUGUUUGCUCUUGAAACAGUCUGUGGUGUCUGGAAGUCAAUGUAUCAUCAAAGAUGUCCAUUUGGCCUGCCUUGAGGGAGCAAGGGAGGAGAGCCUGCAUCUCCUUCGCAGAUUUUACAAGGGAGAAGAGAUCUUCCUCGACAUGUUUGAGGACGAGUACAGAAGCAUGACGAGUAAACCUCUGAAUGUGGAGUAUCUGAUGAUGGACGCCUCAAUCCUGCUGCCCCCCACGGGCACCCCGCUGACCGGCAUCGACUUUGUCAAGAGGCUGCCGUGCGGAGACGUGGAGAAGACACGACGAGCCAUCCGUGUGUUCUUCAUGCUGCGCUCGCUCUCGCUGCAGCUGCAGACGGAGCCGGAGACCCAGUUGCCUCUCACGCGCCCAGAGGACCUCAUCAAGACCGACGACGUGCUCGACCUCAAUAACAGCGACCUGAUUGCCUGCAUGGUGGUGAGUAAGGACGGCGUUCAGGCCCAGCGCUUUCUGGCCGUGGACAUCUACCAGAUGAGCCUGGUGGAGCCCGAAACCAAGCGCCUCGGCUGGGGUGUCGUCAAGUUCGCCGGCCUGCUGCAGGACAUGCAGGUGUCGGGGGUGGAGGACGACAGUCGGGCCUUGAACAUCAUCAUCCACAAGCCCACGUCCAACCCGCACGCCAAGCCCCUGCCCAUCCUGCAGGCCAACUUCAUCUUCGCCGACCACAUCCGCUGCAUCAUCGCCAAGCAGCGGCUAGCCAAGGGCCGCAUCCAGGCGCGCAGGAUGAAGAUGCAGAGGAUCGCUGCUCUGCUGGAUCUUCCGGUGCAGCCUUCCUCGGAGGUUCUGGGUUUCGGUCAGUCGACGGCUGCGGCCUCCCAGUUGCCCUUCCGCUUCUACGACCAGUCCCGCCGCGGCCCCGCCGACUCCAACACCCAGCGCUCCGUCUUCGACAAGGUCCCAGGUUUCGCGGUGGCCCACAGUGCGUCGCAGCACAGCCCCUCCCCACUCUCUUCCCCCUCCCCCCCCUCCAGCAGCAGCGGCAGCACUGGUCAGUGCGACUCCGUCACCACCAGCACCCCCUCCACAGAUGAGGCAGCAUUGGCCGAGCGCACGCCUCCGCCCUCCUCCUGUGCGGGCGAGGGGGGGGAGGGGGGCGGGUGCGCGGAGCUGGCGCUGGCCCUGGCACAGCCGCUGACGCCCGCUGCCCCUCUGCCUCCUCCCAUUCCAGCCUUGGCCCUGGCCCCCAGCCUGACGCCGGCCGCCCAGCCCAGCAUCUCGCUGCUGUCCGACCCCAACACCGACGCCCUGAGCGCGGACUCGCUCACGCUGCUGCCCCCCGCCGACCCCCCGCGCCUCCGCAGCUUCAGCACGCAGUCGUCCGCGCAGGACGACGCGCCGCCGCCGCCGAUGCCCGCGGUGCCACUGCCCGACCCGUCCGAGGAGGAGGAGGAGGAGGACGGUGGGAAGCCUGAGGGGGAUCCAGAGCCACAAAAGGAGGAGGAGGAAGAGGAGGAGGAGAAGGAAGCCUUCGCCGCCGAACCCAAAGACGAGCCCUCGGCGCAGGACGCGGCAGGUGAGGAUUCGGCCGAAUCCGGUCAGCCGGAGCCGGAGGGGAGCCCGGCCUCGGGCGAGAGUCCCGGAGAGUCCGCUCCUCAGGCUGAAGGUGAGAGUUUAGGGACGGUCCCCGAGGCCGAGGCGGGCCAGGACCAGCAGAGCGAAGGAGCCGACUCCCAGCCGGCAGGAGCAGAGACCGCAGCGGAGGGAGCCGGCGACCAGCCAGAGUAGCCCCCCCCCCCCCCCCCUCGCGCGCGCUCAACUCAGCCGGAACCUGGGACCAGGAUGGGCUGCGACGAGACCAGAGACCAAACGGACCAACCCCACACACGCAGGUCUUCUGUUGCACCAACAGUCACACACACACACACACACACACACACACACACACGAGUGCUGCUUUGGACUCCUGUGUUGCGGUGAAACAUGUACACAGACAUGCAUUCAGAAGCUAGAAGCUCUGGUUACUCACCACAGCUCUGCUCUGUGAAAAAAAAAGAAAACACACACAUUUCUUUAGAAUGCAUUACAGCCCUUAAUGAAUGAGUUGUUUGUUCAGGGUGAGGCAUUAGCGUUGGUGUUUUUGUCUCUUGCAAAGCACAGCGGUUUUCUCCAGUAUGGUGCUGUGCAUAUGUUUUCUGUGUGAGUGUGUGAUGGGGAGAGAGCGUAUCGCUUCAUUUGGUUUUUUAGUAUUCUAUGAAAGCACUCAUUUUGUUUGUACAUAGGUGUGUUCAGUGUCCGAAAAUUCACAUAUUGUUUGUCAAAGUGUGUGUGUGUGUGUGUGUGUGUGUGUGUGUGUGUGUUUGUGUGUGUGUGUGAGAUUGCGAGAGUAAAUGUGUGUGAAAAUAAGGGAGUGUGUCCAUGCUUUUACAGUCUUAACACUGAAGAAUGUACGCUGACCCCAGAGGGUCUGACCAGCGGUGCUCUCAGGAGGGACGAUGUCACCACCACACACAUCCCCAACCCAUUCCCCAAACACACACACACACACACACACACACACACACAAACACACACAGGUCUCUGCUCUGACCCUGCCCCGAUAUCUCAGCAGCUCUUAUGCUGGAUACAGCUGUUUUAACUGCCCACUCAUUCAGACACACACCGCCUCUUCACACCUCUCCAACACGGAACUGUUGUAACACACAGGGAUUCCACAGAAUUGACACGUUUGACGCAGUCCAUCAUCACGUAGGUCUCCCACCAGACAUGGGCUUACCCCUUUGCUUUUGCUGCAACUAGCGAGGCUCCAAUCUAGCGUAGUGUUUAGAAUGCAUUUUUUGUUUCCAUAGGAACAAAUGCUCUGUGUCUAAUGGCGUUUUGGUACUUGUUGAAUUUGAGAAAAACUAAUAUGAUUUCACCCCAGUUCAAAGUUGUCUGUUUGCUCAUCCUCUUUUUAAUUGCUCACACUUAUGAAGAUGUAUUAGGAAGUUUUGAUAAGGAAGAGGUUGAAUUGCUAAAAUGAUUCUGUGAGGCAAAUUGAGAAGCCGUCCUAUUGUAUUUUAAAUCUGCCUAUAAACAAACAUAUACACACAUGCAUAUACACUUAACAGUUACAUCUGAAGGCACACUUAAUGAAGAUAAAAAAAUCUUAAUGUGUAAAAGUAUUGUGCAAUGUCUUUAAUUUGUACGUUAUUUGCGACAUUAGACACUCGGAACACAUUUGGAAUACCAACUGCACAGCCAGCAUCCCAAACCGGUUGCAUCCUGUUUUUAGAGGCUUUAAGAGGUAUAUAUUUUCUUAGCAAAGGUGUAUAUCUGUCAUAUGCCUUAAGAAAAGAUGAUAAGGUGAUGUGUAAUAAAAUAAUAACAAUGAUAAUAAAAAACAGAAUUAUCUAAAUGCUUGUGCUGGCCACAUAACACGGGAGACAUUCUGCCUGUAAACGUCAUGUUUAGUUGCUAUGAUUUAAAGCCCCCCCCCCCCCCUUUGGGAGUACAUGUCACUAAGACAUUUUCUUUGUGUGCAUCUUCUCAAAACAAUGUCAACUGUCCGAGCUUGCUACAAUGCCCCGUGGGUAGUGUCACACGCCCACACAAAGUAUUUGUUUUGUUUUUAAAGGAAUUUUGAAGCAAUACUGUUGUUACCUGUGCUCAUAUACUGAACGACAGUCUCUCCAUACUGUGGUUUACUGUACAUACUUUGGUGAAGAAGAAACUAGCCAUUGGCAUUAACAGUAUAAUUUGUGGUUUUGAAUGUUUGUAUGCUGUAUAAAUGCCACCUGCUUUUAAUCUGCUUCUGUAAUGAACAUAACGGCAGAAAUUACUAAGAAAUUGCAAUAAAUUAUUCUACUUA
This is a messenger RNA of Sardina pilchardus (European sardine), 5728 nucleotides long. RefSeq names its product C-type lectin domain containing 16A (gene clec16a). Bases 781 to 3666 code for a protein of 961 amino acids. The record is from RefSeq and is a predicted model, not a curated record. The transcript has 19 exons. Gene Ontology annotation, biological process: regulation of autophagosome maturation; endosome to lysosome transport; endosomal transport. Lineage: Eukaryota; Metazoa; Chordata; Actinopteri; Clupeiformes; Clupeidae. Gene Ontology annotation, cellular component: late endosome; endolysosome membrane.